CGGCAUUUACUUUCAGAUUGUCACUUGAUUCCGAUGCUAUGAGUGAGGCGCGGUAGAAAGCUAACCGGUCUAUCACAGAAUCAGAUGCUAACGAUUUACACUCACGGAUUUCAUUUGAAAACAUUUAUCUGCAGUAUAAUUCUGAUUACAAUAUUACAUUCUUACCUUUAGCUGUGAUUGAGCAUCGUGUCGUCGGCCUGUUUUAUGUUCAGUGGCCUAUUAAUUCAACACCGGCAACAUCUUAACAUGCAUCGGCUUCACAACGUUGAAUUUCGGUCGUUAGUCGCAGGUGCUGUUAAUCAGUCGUCCGUUCUUUUACGGUCAAAGUCACUGGAAUCAUCAGGUAUAAUCAACUUGAUUCGAUUGAUAACUCAGGGGCCGGUAGAGCAGUAUGGUUUGAAGCGAUUCAGCACAGCUGAGGCUACCGUGGAAGCACGACACAGUGGCAAGAUUCGGGAGAAGACCUUGACUAUGGAGACCCUGAACCCGCAGGUGAAAGCGGUGGAGUACGCUGUGAGAGGACCCAUUGUCAUCAAGGCUUGGGACAUCGAGAGAGGUUUACAGCAGGGUGUGAAGCAACCCUUCCAGGAAGUCAUCAAGGCAAAUAUUGGAGAUGCACACGCCAUGGGUCAGAAACCAAUCACCUUCCUCCGCCAGGUGGUGGCUCUCUGUUCCUUCCCUGAGCUGCUGGACAGCCCCAGCUUCCCAGAGGACGCCAAGCAACGCGCCAGACGCAUCCUGCAGGGCUGUGGGGGACAGAGCCUUGGGUCCUACACAGCCAGCCAGGGGGUGGACUGCAUCCGCCAGGACAUUGCUGCCUACAUCGAGCAGAGGGACCAGGGGGUCCCGGCCAACUGGGAGAACAUCUACCUCACCACGGGGGCCAGUGACGGCAUUGUGAGCAUCCUGAAGAUGCUGGUGUCUGGCCAGGGCCGGUCCCGUACUGGUGUGAUGAUCCCCAUCCCCCAGUACCCCCUGUACUCUGCAGCCCUUACAGAGAUGGAGGCCGUCCAGGUGAACUACUACCUCGACGAGGCCAACUGCUGGGCUCUGGACAUCAACGAGCUGCACAGGGCCUACAAGGCUGCCAAGAAGCACUGCCAGCCCAGGGUCAUCUGUAUCAUCAAUCCCGGCAACCCCACCGGCCAGGUCCAGAGUAAGAAGUGCAUAGAGGAGGUCCUGCACUUUGCCUACGAGGAGAAUCUGUUUGUCAUGUCUGAUGAGGUGUAUCAGGACAACGUGUACUCUCCAGACCAUCAGUUCCACUCCUUUAAGAAGGUGCUAUAUGAGAUGGGCCCAGAGUACUACAACAGUGUGGAACUGGCCUCCUUCCACUCCACCUCCAAGGGCUACACUGGGGAGUGUGGUUUCCGAGGGGGUUAUAUGGAGGUGAUGAAUCUGGAUCCGGAGGUCAGGGCCCAACUGGUGAAGCUGCUGUCUGUGCGUCUGUGUCCUCCAGUCUCUGGACAGGCAGCCAUGGACGUCAUCGUCAACCCCCCACGCCCAGAAGAACCCUCCUACCUCCGCUUCCUCAAGGAGAAGAGUGCAGUGCUGGGGGUCCUGGCUGAGAAGGCCAAGAUGACGGAGCAGAUCCUGAACUCGGUCCCGGGGAUCCAGUGUAAUCCGGUCCAGGGAGCCAUGUACGCCUUCCCUCAGAUCUUCAUCCCCCCGCGUGCCGUGGACGAGGCCAAGAAUCGGGGGAUGCCAGCUGACAUGCUGUACUGUCUGAGACUGCUAGAGACGACAGGCAUCUGUGUCGUACCAGGAAGUGGUUUCGGACAGAGAGAAGGGACCUAUCACUUCAGGAUGACCAUCCUGCCCAGCACUGAGAAGCUCAAGAUUCUCCUGGAGAAGGUACGAGAGUUCCAUAUCAAGUUCCUCAAGGAGUACUCAACAUCACAGGAUGACCCUCAGAGAUAAAUGCGCUGAGGAGAACCACAGCGGAACCUGCUAGAACCCUCGAGUAGAACCCUAACUUGCCAAUGCUCAGCACUAACACCAAGUCAGCUUGACAUAAUUAGUUGUGUGGAGUGAAAACGAUUACAACCGUUUAUUUCCUAUUCUGAAUCUGUUUGCUUGAAGAUUAAUCUGUUUGGAGGACCUUAUGUUACAGAUGCUGUGCCUUUUAUGUCUGAUUUGUGGUCAAACAUUAAGGACAAACUACUGUCUUGAGAUGUCAACGACAAGACAACACAAUGUUGUUGUUCACUAAAAGCUGCUUUCCUAAACGAGGACUAACCCAAAUUAUUGUUAGUAUUAUUAUUACCAUUAUAUUACUUGGAUAUUUUUACAAUUACAUAUCUGUCAACCUCAAGGCUUGUCUCAUCUCCCGCUAAUCAGAGUGUCAUGUUGGAAAAGUAACAACACAGCCACAGUGAGUACAAAUAUGACCCAAGAUCCGGCCAACUGCUGACCCCUCCCACUCCCUUUGUCAAACAGAAGUGGGAAACAAGAGAUGGUUUAUGCAGAAGGCCAGGGACGACCCUCUGAGACCCCUGACCUUGCUCAGGGCCAAAAUAAUAACCACUUGGAACAUAAUGUUCUUUCCAGUCUCAGAACAGCAUCUCUCUGUCGGGCCUUAGAAGGUCUGGGUGGUAUGUGGUCUGGUAUAGUGUCCACAACACCAGGUCUGUGGGCUACCCGAUGCAGGGACCACAACUCAAUGUCUCUGUGAGUCCUGUGAUUUCAAAUCUGCGGGUGGAACGAGUCUAAACUUGAUAUGAACUGGUGUUACUUUUAACUGUGUCUCGCUGGCAUCUGUUCAUUAUUUACAUGACUGGAUCCCCAGGAUUCACCCCUGGUAGUUUACAGUUCUAUAAGACACAAGAAGGUUCUAGAAUACUCAAGAUGAGGUUCUAGAACACGCAAGGUGGGGUUCUUUAAGAUUCUCUGGGUUUCUAGACCUACAGUAUUACGUCAUAAUGUGCAUAUUGUUCCUGAAGUUUGUUUACACUCCAAACUAAUGGUGAUUUGAACUGGCCAUCUUCUUUGUGAUUAUGUGCACUUGAGAAAGGGAAGACCCGUCUAGCAGGUAGCCUAGCUGCAAGACAAUGUCCUGGCUGAUAUCCCUCACUUUAAAGGCAGUGGUGAAAUGGUUUCCUUAUUCAUUCAUUUAGCGGCCUGUGGUCCUGCAGCAUAAGCCUUUAACAAAUGUUUGUUGAAUAUUGAAGUCGAAUUUUCAUCUGAUCCACAAACCUAAGCUUAACCUGAUUCUGCUUUCUUGGUGCAAUCAAAUCUUUUGACUCUUGACGCACACAUACGUUUUUUAAGUUCUUCUCUUGUAGUACAGGAAUGUAUACUACUAAUACAGUAUUUGCGAUGGUACAUGCUAAUGCCACACAUUAAUGUAGAAAAAUCAGUCUUGCAUAUUCUCCAAUACAAUUGAAUAGAGGUGCUUUAUUUUGUGUAAAAUCAUACGCAUUCAUAUUGUAUCUAUUUUUGUAUGCAGUUCAUCAUACUGACACUGAAGAGGGUGCAGAGUUAUGUAUACAUUGGCAUUUUUAGAGCAUUAAUCAAUUCUAAUUUAAGAAAAUAUAGUUUUUGACCAUUCAACAAAGACAAGUUGCCUUUAUUGGCAUCAAUCUAUCUCUUUACUUUGGAGAAAUACUUGAAUGUGUUGUACAUAUGUAUUGCUUGCAGUAUCUCUUUGUAUUGAAUAUGUAUGUUUUGAUUUUGUAUGCCUGGUUUCUACUAUAUCAUAUGUAUCUGUUAUGAACUGAGGAAAGACACUGACAAGUGGGGGUUUGUGUUGGUGAUGAAUAUGAGUUAAUUAGCCUUUUUAAACCGAGCUACUGACUACAACUUUCUCUAGACUUUGACUAUAACUUUUUAAUAUGUAGUCUUAGAUACAAUUAACAUUUGAACAUUUUGUUGAUGUAACUUUUAUUAGUUUUUUUUCUAUAAAUAAAAACAAGUUUGCGGUC
Osmerus eperlanus (European smelt) is the source of this 3923-nucleotide messenger RNA. RefSeq names its product glutamic pyruvate transaminase (alanine aminotransferase) 2 (gene gpt2). Gene Ontology annotation, biological process: biosynthetic process. NCBI's taxonomy places the organism in Eukaryota, Metazoa, Chordata, Actinopteri, Osmeriformes, Osmeridae. Bases 205 to 1920 code for a protein of 571 amino acids. Gene Ontology annotation, molecular function: pyridoxal phosphate binding; L-alanine:2-oxoglutarate transaminase activity. The transcript has 11 exons. The record is from RefSeq and is a predicted model, not a curated record.